This is a messenger RNA of Meloidogyne enterolobii, 1093 nucleotides long. Lineage: Eukaryota; Metazoa; Nematoda; Chromadorea; Rhabditida; Meloidogynidae. The record is from the annotation of a GenBank genome assembly.
AAUGCAUUUUGUUAAAAAGAGUCAAGUAAGUGAAGUUGAAAAAAGUGCUUACGAGAAGAAGAGAGCUGCAAAAUUGGAACGUUUUGUUCAAAUGAAGAGCAGAAUCUUUGAAAAAAGAAAAAUUGGUGAAUAUGAUGAAGAAAUUAUGGAAUUAACGGCAGAACUUUUAGGGAAGCAUGCAGAUAUUUAUACAUUUUGGAAUAUUAGAAGAGAAGCUAUUGAACAAAUUUCAGCGAUUGAACGUAUAUCAAAAUUACUAGAUAAAGAAUUGAAGUUGACACAGGAAUGUUUAAUGAAAAACCCAAAAUCUUACUCUAGUUGGCAUCAUCGUUUUUUAGUUGUAAGUCAACAUCCUAAAAUUAAUUAUAAAGAAGAAUUGGCACUUUGUGAUAAUGCUUUGGCAUUAGAUUGUCGAAACUUUCAUUGUUGGGAUCAUAGACGUUCUGUUGCCAAAUUGGCUAAACUAAAUGAUAUGGAUGAAUUAAGUUUCUCUGAUCGAUUAAUUGGCAAAAAUCCAAGUAACUAUUCAGCAUGGCAUUAUAGAGGUACUUUGUUGCCCAAACUUGAAGAAAACCGGCGGGAAAAUUCUGAGAACCGACUAAUGACUGAUGAAUGUUUGAAAGGAGAAUUUGAGAAGGUUCUCCACGUUUGUGGUGUUAAUUCCGAGGAUCAAACUGCCUGGACAUAUUGUCGUUGGCUUGUUGAAUUGGCAACAAAUGGAUGUAAAAUUUUUUUCUUAAAAUUAAUAAUCCUCUUUUUAGUGCCAGUUUCACCACAAGUUGUUGCAGCAAAAUUUUUAGAUUCAUCAACAGUUCUUGUUGUAUUUUCUGAAGCAGUUAACAAACAAAUGGUUAAAAAUACUUUAAAUCUGUUUGAUGAUUUUAAAUUGAUAAAAUUUGAAUCGAUUUCUCCAUUUAAAACUUCUAAUUAUGUAUCAGAUUUUAAAUAUUCUCGUGUUUGGUUAUUAUCAAAUAUUUCUAAUCCAUUAUUAAUUUCUACAUUAAAUGAAGAAGGAAAGAAUGACAGCGAAAUAAAGCAAAUUAAUGUUGAUAAAAUUUUUAUAAAUAAAUUUUAUUUUCAAGAGGUUUGUUAA